Messenger RNA from Eubalaena glacialis (North Atlantic right whale), 996 nucleotides. RefSeq names its product neuronal differentiation 4 (gene NEUROD4). The transcript has a single exon. The record is from RefSeq and is a predicted model, not a curated record. Lineage: Eukaryota; Metazoa; Chordata; Mammalia; Artiodactyla; Balaenidae. Bases 1 to 996 code for a protein of 331 amino acids. Gene Ontology annotation, biological process: nervous system development; regulation of DNA-templated transcription. Gene Ontology annotation, molecular function: protein dimerization activity.
AUGGCAAAAACUUAUGUGAAACCCAAGGAGAUGACAGAGUUGGUGAACACACCAUCUUGGAUGGACAAAGGUCCGGCUUCUCAGAAUGAGAUAAAGGAGGAGGAGAGAAGACCAGCUGCUUAUGGGAUGCUUGGCAGCUUAGCUGAAGAGCAUGACAGUAUUGAGGAGGAAGAAGAGGAGGAAGAAGAUGGGGAAAAGCCUAAGAGAAGAGGUCCCAAGAAAAAGAAGAUGACGAAAGCUCGCCUUGAGAGAUUCAGGGCUCGAAGAGUCAAGGCUAAUGCUAGGGAACGGACCCGGAUGCACGGCCUGAACGAUGCCCUGGACAACCUGAGGAGGGUCAUGCCGUGCUACUCUAAGACCCAAAAGCUCUCCAAGAUAGAGACUCUUAGACUGGCCAGGAACUAUAUUUGGGCGUUGUCUGAGGUCCUAGAAACUGGGCAGACACCUGAAGGGAAGGGCUUUGUGGAGAUGCUCUGUAAAGGGCUCUCUCAGCCCACAAGCAACCUGGUGGCUGGAUGCCUCCAGUUGGGUUCUCAGUCUGUCCUCCUGGAGAAGUGUGAGGAGAAAUCUCCUAUUUGUGACUCUGCCAUCUCUGUCCACAACUUCAACUAUCAGUCUCCUGGGCUCCCCAGCCCUCCUUAUGGCCAUAUGGAAACACAUCUUAUUAAUCUCAAACCCCCAGUAUUCAAGAGUUUGGGAGAAUCAUCCUUUGGGAGCCACCCACCUGACUGCAGUACACCACCUUAUGAGGGCGCACUUACUCCACCCCUGAGCAUCAGUGGGAACUUCUCCUUGAAGCAAGAUGGCUCCCCUGACCUGGAUAAAUCCUACAGUUUCAUGCCACAUUACCCCUCUGCUAGUCUAAGCUCAGGGCAUGUACAUUCAACUCCCUUUCAGGCUGGUACCCCCCGCUAUGAUGUUCCCAUAGAUAUGUCCUAUGAUUCCUACCCCCAUCAUGGCAUUGGGGCCCAACUCAAUACAAUCUUCACUGAUUAG